Saprolegnia diclina VS20 is the source of this 1251-nucleotide messenger RNA. RefSeq lists its product as hypothetical. Bases 1 to 1221 code for a protein of 406 amino acids. Lineage: Eukaryota; Oomycota; Saprolegniomycetes; Saprolegniales; Saprolegniaceae. The transcript has a single exon. The record is from RefSeq and is a predicted model, not a curated record.
AUGAACCCGGGCGAAGCUUUGGCCGUCGACGUGCACGAUCCGUCGGGCUGCGACUACUCGGUGCAGUGGUCCCCCGAAGAGCGCAACAUCCUCGACAACCUCCUCGGCGACGACGAGACGGAUCACAGCGAAUCACCGCCGCCGGGGCGCAACGGCUCCAAGCAUCGUCUCGUGCUGCAGCGGUACCGGAAGCGCAAGCGCGAAGAGCUUUUGCAUCUCCGCAACGCUGCGAACGAGCUCGAGGCCCGGCUGCAGCAACUCCAAGCGGCCAAGGCCCACGAAGAUCGCGUGCGCCCACCGACCAAGUGGCGCCAGCUCGCGGUCCAAGAACGGCAGCACGAAGUCGCGGCGAGGAAAGAGAACCAGCAGCUGCGCGAGCUCGUGCACCGGCACAUGGUCACGGCGCAGAUCUUUGCAAGUGUCCUUGAAAAGACGCGCGAGGACACGCAGUCACUCGCAGUGUUUGACGCACCGACCGACAAGUGGCGGUCGCUCAUUCUGGUCAAGGACACGUCGUUGCGCACGGCCGCCAUGCACCAGAUUCUGGACCGCGAGUACGCCAAUUUUGACAGCGCGUUCAUCGAAGCCGGCCUUGUUGACGUGAGCGAGGACUUUCAAAAGCACAUCUCCAAGUUCAUGCCCGACGCCGCGCACGAGUUUCAGAACGUCGUGUACCGGCGCACGGGGUUGCCGCUGCGCUGCGUCGCGGCCGGGCUCUGGAACGUCAUUCGCGGCACAACCGACAAGCUCCCGAAUAUGAACCGCCACUGCCACACGCUUUUGGAUGUCGAUACGCACACGUCGUACGUCUCGGGCACCUUGUCGCACCCGCUCGGUACCUUUCAGCGCCGCGUGCUCUGCAAACUCUACUUCAACGCGCCGGACCCAAAAGCGGCGACGCGCUGCGUGAUUGUGUGCCGCAGCAUCGAAGACGACGAACUCUCGCCGUACAGCGAGCACUCGCCGUACUCGAACGAGGUGUCGUGGCACGCGCUCGAGACAAACGAGGUGGGCGGCACGGACCUCAAGUUUUUUCAGAAAUUUCGGCCGUCGGCGUCCACCAACGCCAAUUUGCCGCUCAAUUCGACGUGGAUGCGGACGCUCGAGCAAGACUCGCGCCUCAUGCGCCGCGCCGUGCACCAGUACAUUGACGAAUUUGUAGAAACCCCCCACGAGGACAGUCUCGUCCCUUCGACGACAACGUGUCCUGUCUCGCACUAAUGUAAUCCAAGAACUAUGUUGGCACUCGCU